This is a messenger RNA of Centruroides sculpturatus (bark scorpion), 1047 nucleotides long. Its product is annotated as WD repeat-containing protein 46-like. Gene Ontology annotation, biological process: maturation of SSU-rRNA from tricistronic rRNA transcript (SSU-rRNA, 5.8S rRNA, LSU-rRNA). NCBI's taxonomy places the organism in Eukaryota, Metazoa, Arthropoda, Arachnida, Scorpiones, Buthidae. The transcript is spliced from 6 exons. Gene Ontology annotation, cellular component: 90S preribosome; small-subunit processome; nucleolus. Gene Ontology annotation, molecular function: protein binding. Bases 283 to 1047 code for a protein of 254 amino acids. The record is from RefSeq and is a predicted model, not a curated record.
AAAAAGGAAACGUAUACUAAAAAUGUAGUUAACAUAACCUAAGCUAAUCGAAGCGCAACCAUUGGGAUUACCAGGGUAAACUUCAACCGUUGACUUAAUUCGGUCGAUGUGUGUGUGAAAUAAAUGGAGGGGAUCUUUCCACAAUACGUGAACAUCGAAUAGUGUAAACAUGAUAAGAAUUCAAUAGUUAUACUGUACUAAAUCCUGGGUAGAAGUUACUUUGGCAAAUAUGGUUUAUCGGAUUAUCUACGAUACAGUUCUCGUGCACGGUGUUAAUGAAAGAUGUUCAGAUAUUUUAUAUCAUCAGAUCAGCCAGAUUCUAAACAGGGGAAGGAUUUCAACAGUAACAGAUUUGAUGAAAAAUCAAUAAAGAAGAAAAAUUUUAAAAAAUUCAAAUCUACAGAAAAUGUUAAUAAAAAUAAAUCAAGAAUUGAUAUGUAUCCAGGAUCCAAACCAAUUCCAAAUCAUUUAAUAGAAAAGUAUAAAAGAGGAAAAUAUAUAGAUAUGUCUGGAAUCAAAACAAAAUCUAAUCGAAAGAUUCUUAAAAAAGAAGAAAAUAAGAAAAAGUUCUGCAUUGAACAGUCAGCUAAAACUGAACUGUUACUUCCAGAAGAAAGUGGGUUCUUGCAGUCAGAUGACGAAGAAACAUGUAAUAUUUCCCAAAGCAAGAUUGCUUCUGCUGUUGAUAUAACAAGUGCUACAAAGCAUUUUGAUUUAAACUUAUUUUUUGGUUCAUAUAAAAUGGAUUAUUCUUUGGAAGGCAGGCAUCUUUUGCUUGGAGGGAAGAGAGGACAUCUCGCUGUAAUUGAUUGGAUGACUAAAAAAUUAUUUUGUGAAAUCAAUGUUAUGGAAUCAAUACAUGAUGUCAAAUGGCUUCAUAAUCCUACAAUGUUUGCCACAGCCCAAAAAGACUGGGUUUAUAUUUAUGAUAACAAAGGAAUUGAAUUACAUUGCAUUAAAAAAUUAUAUCAAGUCAUUUGUAUGGAAUUUCUACGAUAUCAUUUCUUAUUAGCUACUUCGGUAAGAACAAUUUGUUUAUUAUUAUAG